CAAGUCAACUAAUCCUUGGUUCUGGAUAUAGGGCGGCUAAUAUUUUUAAUUACACUCAGCCCCGUCUUUUAGUUAGUGUAUUUUGAGCUGUACGAUAAGAAUCGAAGAAGCCUCAGUUCAACAGGAACACAGAGGAAUAAAAGAUGGCUGAGGAGCAGCAGAGAAUUCAGAUUCCUAGACUGAAACUCGGAACUCAAGGGCUUGAAGUUUCAAAGUUGGGGUUUGGCUGUAUGAACCUCUCUGGAGCAUACAAUGAUCCUGUACCCGAUGAUGUUGGAAUAUCAAUCAUCAAGCACGCAUUUGAUAGAGGAAUUACUUUCUUCGAUACAUCAGAUAUCUAUGGACCCAAAACUAAUGAAAUAUUGGUUGGAAAGGCAUUGAAGCAACUACCGCGAGAGAAGGUACAGUUAGCCACAAAAUUUGGUAUUGAAAAAAGGUAUUCUAAUGGUGUCAUAAUAAUAAAUGGCACUCCUGAAUAUGUCCGCACCUCUGUUGAGGCUAGCCUGAAGCGCCUUGACGUGGAAUACAUUGAUCUCUACUAUCAGCAUAGAGUUGACACCAGGACUCCAAUAGAGGAUACUAUGGGUGAACUCAAGAAGUUGGUGAAAGAGGGGAAGAUAAAGUACAUUGGUUUAUCUGAAGCUAGCCCUGAUACCAUAAAGAGAGCACAUGCAGUUCAUCCCAUAACUGCUUUACAGAUGGAGUGGUCACUUUGGACUCGUGACAUUGAGGAAGAAAUAGUCCCCCUUUGCAGGGAACUUGGAAUUGGGAUUGUUCCAUAUAGCCCUCUUGGUCGUGGUUUCUUUGGCGGCAAAGCAGUUGUGGAAAGUUUGCCUGCAAAUACCGUUCUGUCACUUCUCCCAAGGUUUCAAGGAGAAAACUUGGACAGAAACAAGAUCUUGUAUUUGAAAAUAGAGAAGUUGGCUGAGAAGCAUGGAUGUACCCCUGCACAACUUGCACUUGCCUGGGUUCUUCACCAAGGAGAUGAUGUUGCACCCAUUCCUGGAACAACCAAGAUAAAAAAUCUUGAUAGCAACAUUGAUUCACUGAAAGUGAAGCUUACAGAAGAAGAUUUGAAAGAAAUUUGUGAUGUGAUUCCGAUAAAUGAGGUAGCAGGCGAUGCUGUGCCGGAUAGUUUAAGUCAAUUCACAUGGAAGUUUGCCAAUACACCACCAAAGAAGAACUAGAUUUCAACUUAAAAUAACUAUGGAUGCAAAGUAUGAAGCAAAUGGUUUUGGUGAAUGGACUCCCCAGCAACUGAAGCUAUUGAAAGAUUAGAAGUUUGUACUAAGAGUGCAAUACAUAAAUGAAUGGUUCAGUGAUAGCAGAAGUCUGCAUUACCAAAGUAAACAAAUAAGCAGGCUAGUAGUAGCUGUUUUGCUGUUGAUUGCUUAUCAGAAAAAGGAUGCAUUUCCUUGUAUGGUUCUUCUGUCAGUGAUUUGUGGCUAGCAAUCUCACGAUGGUUAUAGUUGGCACUGGUUAAGAUGUUAUUUCAGAAGUAUAUGUUUUUAUUGCUCUAAUAAUAUACUUCUUCUUGA
Messenger RNA from Durio zibethinus, 1538 nucleotides. RefSeq names its product perakine reductase-like. NCBI's taxonomy places the organism in Eukaryota, Viridiplantae, Streptophyta, Magnoliopsida, Malvales, Malvaceae. The record is from RefSeq and is a predicted model, not a curated record. Gene Ontology annotation, cellular component: cytoplasm.